GAAAUAAAGAAUGCUGAUGGGAGAACCAUUUUCCUAAUUUUCAAAUUGUUGAGCUGGUUGCCAUGAUGGAUGAUCAGCAAGCUUUGGACUCAAUAAUGCAAGAUUUGGCUGUUCUUCAUAAGGCUAGUCGACCAGCAUUAUCCUUACAGGAAACUAGAAAAGCAAAAUCUUCAUCACCAAAAAAACAGAAUGACGUCCGAGUCAAAUUUGAACAUAGAGGAGAAAAAAGAAUCCUUCAGUUCCCCAGACCAGUUAAACUGGAAGAUCUGAGGUCUAAGGCUAAAAUUGCCUUUGGACAGUCUAUGGAUCUGCAUUAUACCAAUAAUGAGUUGGUAAUUCCAUUAACUACCCAGGAUGACCUGGACAAAGCUGUGGAACUGCUGGAUCGUAGUAUUCAUAUGAAGAGCCUAAAGAUACUACUUGUAAUAAAUGGAAAUACACAGGCUACUAAUUUAGAACCAUUGCCAUCACUAGAAGAUUUGGAUAAUACACUGUUUGGAGCAGAGAGGAAAAAACGGCUUUCUAUAAUAGGUUCUACUAGUAGAGAUAGAAGUUCCCCUCCCCCAGGAUACAUUCCAGAUGAAUUACACCAGGUUGCCCGGAAUGGGUCAUUCACUAGUAUCAACAGUGAAGGAGAGUUCAUUCCAGAGAGCAUGGACCAAAUGCUGGAUCCAUUAUCUUUAAGCAGCCCUGAAAAUUCUGGCUCAGGAAGUUGUCCAUCACUUGACAGUCCUUUGGAUGGAGAGAGCUAUCCAAAAUCACGAAUGCCUAGGGCACAGAGCUACCCAGAUAACCAUCAGGAAUUUUCAGAUUAUGAUAACCCUAUCUUUGAGAAAUUUGGAAAAGGAGGAACAUAUCCAAGAAGGUAUCAUGUUUCAUAUCAUCAUCAAGAGUAUAAUGACGGUCGUAAAACUUUUCCAAGAGCUAGAAGGACCCAGGGGACCAGCUUCCGGUCUCCUGUGAGUUUCAGUCCUACUGAUCACUCCUUAAGCACUAGUAGUGGAAGCAGUAUCUUCACCCCAGAGUAUGAUGAUAGUCGAAUAAGAAGAAGGGGAAGUGACAUAGACAAUCCUACUUUGACUGUAAUGGACAUCAGCCCACCCAGCCGUUCACCUCGAGCUCCAACCAACUGGAGAUUGGGCAAACUGCUUGGCCAAGGAGCCUUUGGUAGAGUCUAUCUCUGUUAUGAUGUUGAUACAGGAAGAGAAUUGGCUGUUAAGCAAGUUCAAUUUGACCCAGAUAGCCCUGAGACCAGCAAGGAAGUCAAUGCACUUGAGUGUGAAAUUCAGUUGUUGAAAAACUUGCUGCAUGAGCGAAUUGUUCAGUAUUAUGGCUGUUUGAGGGAUCCCCAGGAAAAAACACUUUCCAUAUUUAUGGAGUAUAUGCCAGGGGGUUCAAUUAAGGACCAAUUAAAAGCAUAUGGAGCUCUUACUGAGAAUGUGACUAGAAAAUACACCCGUCAGAUUUUGGAGGGUGUCCAUUAUUUGCACAGUAAUAUGAUUGUCCAUAGAGACAUCAAAGGUGCCAAUAUCCUGCGAGAUUCAACAGGAAAUGUCAAACUGGGAGAUUUUGGGGCCAGCAAACGACUUCAGACCAUCUGUCUGUCGGGGACAGGAAUGAAGUCCGUCACAGGCACACCAUACUGGAUGAGCCCUGAAGUGAUCAGUGGAGAAGGAUAUGGCAGAAAAGCAGAUAUCUGGAGCGUAGCGUGUACUGUGGUAGAAAUGCUAACUGAAAAGCCACCUUGGGCCGAGUUUGAAGCAAUGGCUGCCAUCUUUAAAAUCGCCACUCAGCCAACAAACCCAAAGCUGCCACCUCAUGUCUCAGACUAUACUCGAGAUUUCCUCAAACGGAUUUUCGUAGAGGCCAAACUGAGACCUUCCGCUGAUGAACUCUUAAGGCACGUGUUUGUGCAUUAUCACUAGCAGCCAGUAACCUCUCCUGUGCCUCUACCCAGUUCCCAUCUAUUCAUUCACCUUCUCUCUGACUGCACUUUUCUUUUUUAUAAAAAAAGAGAGAUGGGGGAGAAAAAAAAGACAAGAGGGAAAGUAUUUCUCUUGAUGCUUGGUUAAAUUUGUUUAAUAAUAAUAGUAACCUAAAUUUUUUAUAUUUAAUCUUUUUUUCCCUUACAAGAACUUGAAACUUUUUUUUUUUAAUUUUUAUAAUGUACUGAUGUGGUUCAGAGAGAUAAAGCACUUUAGUACAUAGUCUUUUUAGUACAAACAAAUCAUUUGGAAUACCUAAAGAUUGUAGAAUCUUUCCCUGUAUCACUGACAUAUUGGUGGUGAUGGGGAGACCUGGAAAAUAAGAAGAAAAUGAUGUAUAAUUUGUAGUUUUUAGUGCUAGUAUUUAAAAUAGAUCCUCAUUUGUGGGAUUGAGCCCUAAACUUGAGUUUAGGGUAGGUACUCAACUUAAAGAAUAUAGGUUCCUUCUUAUAUCUGUAUUCUUUAGAUCCUAACCUCUGUCUACCAAGCUUUUUGCUCAGUAGGAAUCUUGAUAGAAUGAAUCUCUAAGAGGUAUGUUUGUUAAUCCUAACCAGUAUAAUAAGCAAACACUAUAAUAGAUCCAUGUUACUGGAAUCUAUAAACCUUGAGGGAUAGCUUUCUGCUUAAAAAAAUACUAUUUUAUUUUAAAGUCAAUGAGCAAAUUCAAGUAAAAGAUUAAAGGAUAGUCUUCUCAUUAAAUGUGUGAGCAGUAGAGGAGACCACAUUUGCUAGUCAACAGAAAUAAUGGAAAAAAAACUAAUUUUUUUUUGUAUAUUUUAAACUAUGAGGGGGGAAAGUCCCAAAAUUGAAGGAAUGGAGAAAUAAUCAAAAUCAUGGAUACUUUCUUCCUAUUUUUAGCUCCUAAUUCCCCAUAAUUAAUAUUCCUUAGGAACUAAGAGUUCAGCCAGGAGUAUCUAUGUGUUAAAGCCAGUGAGUGUCAUGAGAUGAAACCCUUGUACUUGGGAUCACAGAAUACUAAAACACCUCAGAAAAACAGAUAUCAUGUAAAACAGUGGUUUUUAACAGUGGAGCAAGGAUAAUUUCACUUGGCAUUUGGCAAUACCUGGAAAUGUUUUUGGUUGUCACAACUGGGAGGAUACUACUGGCAUCUAAUGGGUAGAGGCCAGGGAUGCUGCUAAAUAGACUACACAGGAAAGCACUCCCCUCCCCCCCCCGGAAUUAUUCUGCCCUAAAUAUCAAAAGUGCUGAGGUCUUUAACUGAUGUAAAGACCAGUCCCAGUUAUAAACUGAAAACAGAAAUUUACAAAGCAGUAAAUGCAAAAAAGUAAAUUUCAAAGAGAAAGUGAUACAUGCAAAAUGAGAGUUUUACAAGAGCAGAUAUCACUACUUUAAGUCAAGGGUGAAUGACCUCAGCAAACAGCAAACAGGAAUCACUUCCUUACCAGCUUCAUAUUGCACCCAAAUCAGUAACUCUUCCAUUUUAGAAACAAAAUGAAUUAGAACAUUGAGCCUUUUGAACUCAGCCAUCUGUAUAUAGUCUUUCCUUAAAGGUCAGUUCAUAAUUUUGGGCAAAGAAAAGCAUGUCAAAACAAAGUAUUAACUACUAACAGAAAGGUUCAGAAACUGCCAGGUAUUUCUAGUAUAAUGUAUCCACUAAGAGCAAGGACAUUAAAUGGAACAAGACAGCCGGGAAAGGUCCCACUAUCUCUAAUGGAAUUGUACUACUGAAAAACAUGAAGAUAGUAAUUUGGCCACUUGCAAUUUUUUCAGCAUAUUAAAGCAAGUGCUAGGUACUUUAUUUUUAAAGAUCUAGAAAAUAAUAGUCUUCUUGGAGGCCCUAAAUGUGAUGCCUUUCAUGGGAUUCUAAGGGGACUCAGAUAUUCUUAUUUUCUGCCAAAAGGUACACUCAUUUAGGGACUCUUUAUACUUUGUUUCUGAAGUUAGGUAGAUCUUGGUUUACUGUAUCAAGGUCUUACCUGGCAUUCCCUGUAGGAAUAUUUGAAAUUCCACUAGCUUGUCUGAGAAGAAGUCAAAGCACAAAAUUUGUUGUCAGUGCUUCUCCUGUAUCUUCAAAUCAAAUGAAGCAGCUUGCAAAGAAGAGCAUGAAUUAGCUGCCCCCACUUUGGUAAAUCAACUAACUGCCAAAUCUUAUGCUAGAAACAUAAUCCUCAAGUGUGUGGAUCUAUUAUAAUUUCUUUAUCUUUUAUGAGUGAGGGCAUCUUUUCUACUUGAGCAAGAUCAUGGUCUCUGGACCAGUGGGCUUUUUCUUCAUAUCUUUGUCUUGUGUGGUUGUGAUUUCCCUUUGGCUCAUUUUUGGUCUGUCAGGGUAACCAGCAGUGCAGAAUAUGACACAAAUGCUCUGUAGAGAAAUUGGGGGAGACUGUGGAACCCAAAAGCAAAACUGUCUGCUUUUUUCAGUCUCCUUUUUCUUUUCUAAAUGCUAUAGAAAAUAAAGGCACCUGAAAAGAAACUACUACUUUAA
This is a messenger RNA of Propithecus coquereli (Coquerel's sifaka), 4428 nucleotides long. It is a transcript of the gene MAP3K2, whose product is annotated as mitogen-activated protein kinase kinase kinase 2. The record is from RefSeq and is a predicted model, not a curated record. The transcript is spliced from 16 exons. Gene Ontology annotation, biological process: protein phosphorylation. Lineage: Eukaryota; Metazoa; Chordata; Mammalia; Primates; Indriidae. Gene Ontology annotation, molecular function: protein binding; protein kinase activity; ATP binding. Bases 63 to 1925 code for a protein of 620 amino acids.